This is a messenger RNA of Acanthopagrus latus (yellowfin seabream), 7535 nucleotides long. RefSeq names its product phospholipase C, eta 1 (gene plch1). Lineage: Eukaryota; Metazoa; Chordata; Actinopteri; Spariformes; Sparidae. Bases 578 to 6376 code for a protein of 1932 amino acids. Gene Ontology annotation, molecular function: calcium ion binding; phosphatidylinositol-4,5-bisphosphate phospholipase C activity. The transcript has 23 exons. The record is from RefSeq and is a predicted model, not a curated record. Gene Ontology annotation, biological process: lipid metabolic process; phosphatidylinositol-mediated signaling.
CACACACAGAGGGAGAGCGAGCGUAAAGUGGGUCAUAGCGCUGGCAUCCUCUGCGCACUGGUGACUCCCUUUUCAUCCAAGGAUAUCCACCGAUGACUAGCUGACCAAAAAACACAAACAAACAAGCAAACAAGCAAACAAACAAACAACCGGACUGCAGCUCGGUGGAGGGAAUCCAAACUUGUCGCCAAAUAGCUGAAACGUCCAAAUGGCCAACUCUCGCCGCUCCGCGCGCUCUCACCCACUCUGCCAGUCAAAAGCUCUUGCUUAUUAACAAACCACUCUCAGCCCCCAGUCCACUGAGCAUGUGAGAAAUCGGCUUAUAGCUUCUUUUUUUUUUGCCUCUGUGUUGCGCGCAGAGGAAGGAGAGGAUGUGCGCACAGUGGCUGUGAUGGUUAGUGAAUCCACGCCGCAGAUCACAGCGGGAGACAGAGGCUGAGGAGCAGUUUGUUUCAUGAUGGAAAAAUUGACUAAUCAGGCAUGUUUUGAUGGCUUUUCAACUCGCUGCGACCGGGAGAUGAAACCGAUGUCCAAAACGCACGGAGGGAGCUGCUGAGAGCGACAACUCCGGUCCUCAAUGGCAGAACUUGAAGUUUGCAGAAAUCUCAGUUUGGAGAAGGUGGAGCGAUGCAUGAGUGUGAUGCAGUCCGGGACACAGAUGGUGAAGGUGAAGGCCGGAUCCAAAGGGCUGGUGAGACUUUUCUACCUGGAUGAGCAUCGCUCCUGCAUCCGCUGGAAGCCCUCACGCAAGAGCGAGAAGGCUAAGAUCACCAUUGACUCGCUGUACAAAGUGACAGAGGGCGGUCAGUCGGACAUCUUCCAUCGUCAUGCGGACAGCAGCUUCGACCCGGCCUGCUGCUUCACAGUGUACCAUGGAAACCACAUGGAGUCCCUCGACCUGGUCACAUCAAACGCAGAAGAGGCCAGAACCUGGAUAACUGGCCUCCGCUACCUGAUGGCUGGGAUCAGUGACGAGGACUCGCUGGCCAAGCGGCAGCGAGCACACGACCAGUGGCUGAAGCAGACGUUCGAGGAGGCCGAUAAGAAUGGAGACGGACUCCUGAACAUCGAAGAGAUCUACCAACUUCUCCACAAACUGAAUGUCAACCUGCCCCGCAGGAAGGUCAAACAAAUGUUUCAGGAAGCGGACACGGACGACCAGCAGGGCACGCUGACGUACGAGGAGUUCUCCGUCUUCUACAGGAUGAUGUCCCUGAGACGGGACCUGUUCCUGCUGAUGAUGGCGUACAGCGACAGGAAGGACCACCUGACAGCGGAGGAGCUCGCAAACUUCCUGCACAACGAGCAGAAGAUGGCCAAUGUGACUCCAGAAUAUGUUGCAGAAAUCGUUGACAAGUUUGAGGUGUCUGAUGAGAAUAAGCAACGAGGCGUCAUGGGGAUUGAAGGUUUCACGAAUUUCAUGCGCAGCCCAGCGUGUGACAUCUUCAACCCUUUGCACCACGAGGUGAAUCAAGACAUGGAGCAGCCCCUGUGCAACUACUUCAUCGCCUCGUCUCACAACACGUACCUGACCGGCGACCAGCUCCUCUCCCACUCCAAGACCGACAUGUACGCCUGGGUGCUGCAGUCCGGCUGCCGCUGUGUAGAAGUGGAUUGUUGGGAUGGACCUGAUGGAGAGCCGAUGGUCCAACAUGGCUACACUCUGACCUCCAAGAUACCGUUCAAGUUUGUCAUAGAGACCAUCAAUAAAUAUGCCUUCAUAAAUAACCAGUUUCCAGUAAUCCUGUCCAUAGAGAACCACUGCAGCAUCCAGCAGCAGAAGAAGAUCGCCCAGUACCUGCGAGAAAUCUUCGCAGACAAACUGGAUGUGGGAGAGGUCCUCAGCAGGGACUCCAAAACAUUACCCAGUCCUCAGAGCCUGCAGGGCAAGAUCCUCAUCAAAGGGAAACGUCUGCCCGCCUAUCUGUCUGCCGACGCCGAGGAGGGGGAGGUGUCCGAUGAUGACAGCGCUGAUGAAAUUGAGGAUGACUUCAAGCUCAGGAGCAGCAAUGGCAACGGUCAUCACCAGGUGGAGUCUCACAUCAGAAAGAAACUGGACUCUCUUCUGAAGGAGUCUCGGAUCGGCGACAAGGAAGACACCGACAGUUUCAGCAUACGCGCUCUGCUCCGGGCUACGCACCAGGGCCUUCAGAAAAACCUGCGACAGAACUCCAAAGGGGUUUUGAAGAAAUCCCAGAGCAGAUCCUUCAUCACGACGCUCAAACAGAAGAGGCAUUCCAAAUCCAGGCUGUCAUGCCAAAGCGUGGACAAGGAGGAGGACGGUCAGGAGAACUCUGCGAGGGAGGCCGGAGGGCAGUUCAACAGGGGUGGAAGGAAGAGGAAGACGAUGAAGCUGAGCAGAGAUCUGUCCAACCUGGUGGUGUUCACCAACUCUGUUGCAUCACAGGAGUGUCUGAAUGAAGGUACUCCAGGUGACGUCUUGUCAUUCAGCGAGACCAGAGCCCAAUCCCUGGUCAAUCACAGAGCCGAACAAUUCCUGGCUUUUAACCAGAGGCAACUGUCGCGGAUUUAUCCCUCGGCCUAUCGCAUCGACUCGUCCAAUUUCAAUCCCCAGUUUUACUGGAACGUGGGCUGUCAGCUGGUUGCUCUGAAUUACCAGACAGAGGGCAGGAUGAUGCAGCUCAACCGAGCCAAGUUCAUGGUGAAUGGAGGUAUUGGCUAUGUCCUCAAACCUCCUCCCAUGUGUAAAGGCUCCUUCAACCCAUUCAGUGAUGACCCGCUCCCAGCUUACCCUAAGAAGCAGCUCAUUCUCAAGAUCAUUAGUGGACAGCAGUUGCCCAAACCACCAGACUCCAUGCUGGGCGACCGUGGAGAGAUUAUUGAUCCAUUCGUCGAAGUGGAGAUUAUUGGUCUGCCAGUUGAUUGCUGCAAGGAACAGACACGAGUUGUUGAUGACAACGGUUUUAAUCCAGUAUGGGAAGAGACCUUGUCCUUUACACUUCACAUGGCUGAAGUGGUUUUGGUGCGUUUCCUUGUCUGGGACCAUGACCCCAUUGGACGAGAUUUUAUUGGUCAACGGACAGUCGCCUUCAGCAGCCUGAUGCCUGGUUACAGACAUGUUUACUUGGAGGGACUGACUGAGGCUUCCAUCUUUGUGCAUGUGUCAGUGCAUGAUGUCUAUGGGAAGUGGAGCCCUCUAGUCCUGAACCCCAGCUUUACCAUAAUGCACUUACUAGGAUCUAACAAGGGUAAUCAGCUGCGAGGUAUCCGAGGUUUGUUUAACCGUUCUUCCAAGUCCUCUGUGGAUACAAACUCUGGUGGCCUUCGGAAACGCUCCAUCAGUGAUCACCUCCUGCGGCGCACAGCCAGUGCCCCAGCAAAGGGACGGAAGAAGACCAAAAUGGCCCUUUCAGAGUCAGUGGCUUCAAUAUCCGACCAAAGGAAUGCCUCAGGAGCAGGAGCAGGAGGCGUAGGCAUGUCAGGAAAGGAAGCAGGGGUAGAGAAGCGUCUUCAGCCUCGAGCCCCCCUCACCCAUAGACCUAUCUCUAUGCCCCUAGACAGGCUUCUGCAAGGGCAGCUGUCCCUCUGCUCCACAGACAAGGAAAAGCAUGACAUGGGUGUAGACACUGUCAUUGAAGCUUGCCCCUUCAACAAGCCAAGGUCUUCCUCUUUGGACCCUUUCAUUGAGUCAUCAUUCUCUAUUGAACCAAACAUCUCCUCCCCUUCUAAGUCAUACAUCAACAGAAACAAAGAAUUUGACCAAUCAGAGGAGGCUUCUUAUCUGGUUAUUGGUUUAGGAGAAGUAAGAAAGGAAGAAUAUUAUGCCAAUUACCAGUCAGAAGAUAAUGUUGUCCACAAAUCGGAGAUCGAUUCCACAGGAACAGAGAAAAAUUGUUUGGUCUCUACAGCAAAGAGCCAGAUGAGAUCCAAUAAACCAGAAACAUCAUCAAACAGCACAACAUUCACAGUUGCACCUUCUAUCUCCUCGUCCUCUUCCUCGGCCCCCUCCUCCACGGCCCCUCUUUCCCCUAUCAGUAUGGACUGUGAUCUGAAGAGUCCCACCUCUUUGCAUGACAGCACCAUCUCCAGACUCAUUGAUGCUGUGUCCUUAGGCAAUGAGCAGGACACAUGUGGUUCUAUUUCUGCUCUGAUUGGUCAGUUUGAAAGCAUUGUUGACCAAAAUGAUCUCACAGUGUUAUCUCAUGAUCAGACCCCAUUCUGUCACUCAAACGUAAGGCCUACUGCUCAUAAAGUGCUCCAAGAUUUGAGGUCUCCUCUCAAGACCAGCAAUUCAUCUACUAACAACAGGCCUACCACUCCUAAAGUGCUGCAAGAUUCAAAGUCUCCUCUCAAGGCCAACACUGCAUCUAAUCUCAACAAGUAUCUAAUAAGUCCCCAAAAAGUAUCUCAGAAAACAAAUCAUACAAAACAAGACGCUCCUGUUCCAGCCGUCCUCUCUAGCCCCGAAACUGCUGAGCUUGAGGAAGUGUACACGAUUCUGGAUGAGGAGGUGUUAUCGCCUGUGUCUGUGUACAACCUGAAACAGACAGUCCAUGUUCGGGCAGAGAACAUACCCUCAAACAGCUUGGGGUCCUCCCCAGCAAAGGUGGGUCAAGGUUUCAGGAAAGGGCACAAUGUGAGCUGGGAUGAUAUGCACAGAAAAAAGGUUGGGACUGAAGAAAUUGAGGAGGCUGAGGAGAGUGUAUAUGAAGAAGUGUAUGAUCCCCCAGCACCAGUACCAGAGAUAGAACGGGAUACUGCUAAAAGGUACAUGGGCUCCUCUGUAAACAACGACUGUUUUCAGUUUUUCCAUGAGUCAGCUGGCAAUGCUUUUGCAGAAGUGGAGAUAAAUGUCGAUGAGGAUCCAUUGGAGAGGAUGCUGACCUCACCAAGGCAUAGCAGUCAACUGGAGGAGCUCAUAAGCCCAACAAAACGCCAUGCGAUUUACCAAAACCAUCAGUCUACUCCCAACUACUCCCAACAAAAACAGCCUUCAUCAUACUGUAAUCAUCAACAACAGUACCCAUUAGAUGCAUCUCACAGACCAUUUUCUCAGGCUUCCUCCCCAAUGAAUCAACCCUCUUAUCAGCUGCCUAAUCACCACCGACACCAGAACAACUCCCAGCAGUCUCUGUUCCACAGAACUGCCAACUCCCGACCCUCCAACCACAGUCCGCUGCGUCAGAACAUCUACCCUGUACCUAAGAACAAUUCUGAGGCCUUCAACAACAGCAGAGACUUCAGCAGUUCCUACACACAACAGGGGAGCUAUAUUGGCAGCCAAAACCUAAAUAGGUCACAUCAAGAUAGGCAAGCAAAUAAACCGAUAGACAGGGAGCAAGCAAGGUGCUUCCCCAAUGGUUUCUCCUCUUCUGAAAGCCUCCCUUGCCAGUAUCCCAUGUCUUCAAACAUCUGCAGAGACAGAGGACUAUAUUCCCCUUCUUCAGACUGCGAUGCAGUGUACAGCCGCCUGGACAAUGACUGCAUUACGCCUCCGCCAGAUUCUUCAGCUACUCAAACCCCCCAACCACACUGCCAAAGUCCAAAACAAUCAUACACCUCAAAGCAGUCAUGGAACCAAAAGGUUUCUCUCAGCAAUACAAGGCACCAGUCAAAGCCUGAAUCCACAGUUUCACUGCACUCAAAUGUAGGCCCCUUAUCAACAAAACCCAAGCCUGGUACCACAGACUCUUUAGCCCCCAGCCCAUGUAAAUCUAAGUCCCUGGGAGACCUGACUUCUGAAGACAUAUCAUGCAACUUCCAGAGCAAAUACCACAUUAUUAGUCGCAGUUUCAUCACUCCCCAUAUGAGAAAGCAAAAGAGGAUGGGCGCCAUGGGGCAAGUUACUUUCCAAUCACAGUCAUGUGAUCCACUUACAGAACAGCUACGAAAGCUGGUCAGUCUAGAAGCGGAUGACAGUGACAGAGACAGGCCUCAGCCUCCUCAGUUGUGUCAGGAACCAAAAUCACAGUCACAGCUGCAGGCAACAAGUAUAGCUCCUGCUGUUCCCAGGGAUGUAGAUGAUUCCCCUCCACUCCUGACUCGCCGCCUCUCCUCUCGGAGCCAAAGCCGAGUUCGUCACAUCAACAAUCGUGCCCGCGAAAGACAGCAAGAGGCUCUUAAGCCUCGGGCAGGUGUGGUGAUCAAUAGUACAGCUAGCAUUGGUGGAGUAGUAUUGAGGAAUAAACCAGCCUCACAGAAUCCACCAGCUAACAGACACUCUACUGGUUCUUACAUAGCAGGCUACCUUGGUCAGUUGGAAGACAGAGGACUUCCCGAAGGAGCUUGUACAUCCUUACAUUAUGGAAAUGGGGAUCACUUUGGAGAUCGAUACUAUACUGAUGACUCUCUUCCACCUGCUGACUGUAAUCACUCUGCGUCAGAGCCUGAGGUCUACUUUCUGCUCAGACUGUAGCUCUGACAGUAGCCUAAAGUGAAACUGACUAUCAAGCAGUGACUCUUGAUGAUGUUUAGUUAAACCAAAAGCCAGAAGAUCAAGGAAAUAAAUACUUGCCAUUGUUUGUUUACAUGUUCCCUUAUAACAGUUAAGUAAAUCUUAUCUGGGCUAUUUCUUGAGAAAGAUACAGUCUGUACAAUGUAAUCCAUGGUUGGAUCUGAAAGCAUGAAUUUCCUGUAUGAAAUGUCCACUAUUCAAUAGUGAAUGGUCUUUCUAGUCUGGCAUUGUAAUGUCUAUAUUCUGCUUAAUGUGUACCUGUUUUUGGGAACUUUGAUUCCCUCAAAAUGGCUUCCUAGACUGAUUGUACAGAUACAUGUUAUCUCUGUCCCUGUGAUGUACUGUCCAAACUUCGUACAUUAACUAUGAAGCAAAAAAAGAAGAAUUGGGUUUUAAGCGGAGAGGGAAUGUCUUUCUUUGUAUCAUUUGAAUGUGUAGUAUAAUCAGAUACUUUUAAUAGAUGGGAUUCAUCUCUUCAAAGAUCAAAUGUAAGUCUUCCUUCUCUUUUAUCAAUGGUAUCUCUUUAUUUGUGUUGUGUGUAAAUAUUUCUGUCAUUGUUUUUAAUCUGAGAUGGUUUUUAGUUGAGAACCAACUCUAACUGUACAUUUAUGUUUGUGCACGUUACCUGUGAACAUGUCAGGCAUGACUAUGCACCAAUUUAUACAGUAGAUGUUGCAUCGCCCAACAACAAUUGCACAGAACAUAAAGUUGCAUUGGAUACAAUGGAAGAUAUAAGCUUGUUUGUAUUAGGUGCAAUACAGUACGUAAAUUUCCAUGUUUCAACCCGUUGCUCUCUUUGAUUUGUAGAAUUUGAAGAUAUGAUUGCAAAUUUUCAAUAAUUGGGUUUAAAGGUUUUUAUUUUUAUAAUUGCUUUGAUACAGUCUGCAAAAAAAUCUGUUGUUGGUUAUGGUUAUUUUAUUUUGUAUAACAUAAUAGAAUGAAAACAACAGAGUGAUAACUACACAGGGCCCAGCUGAGGAAGGGAGGGUGGCAAAGCAGCAGUUUUUUUCUAUUGUUUCAGUGUUACACCAUCCUUUUAUUUUUCUUUGUAUUGUUGCUCUUUUAAGGACUAUGAGCAUUUUCCUACCAAUGCAAUAAAAUAUUGAAAUAUUUGAUUUCA